AUGAGCCGAAGCGACGAGCCCCAAGCCUCCUCCUCUGCGGAUCCUCGUGCCUCGCCCAAUACAGGCGCAGGCUGCGUGACCGUCGACAAGCCCGAGCCUGACGCCGAGCGACCGCCGAACCUCGCCGUGCACCCGAGCGCCGAGUGCGAGACCCCCGGGACGUGGUCUGGAUGUGUCAUCGGCUGCUGCUACCUGCUGCUGCUCGUGGCCUGCGCGUUCCUGAACGCCGCGUUCGUGCUGUGGCCGCUGACGCUGCUGCGCGGGGGCUGCCGCCUCUCGAUCCGCAGCUGCCGCCCCGUGUUCCGCUUCCUGGAGGACAAGUACUUCGCCAUGCUCAGCGGUCUGCUGGAGCUCGUGGGCGGCGUCAAGCUCGUGGUCACGGGCGACGAGCCGCUGCACUUCGAGCCGCGCGACCACGUGCUGCUGCUCUGCAACCACCGCAGCGAGGUGGACUGGAUCUUCUUCUGGGGCUUGGCGGUGCGCCUCGGCGUGCACGACCGCCUGCGCGUCAUGAUGAAGAGCGUCAUCCGCUACGCGCCGGGCGUCGGCUGGACCAUGCUGCUGCUCGAGUACCCGUACAUCAACCGCAACUGGGCCACGGACCAGUCGAGGCUGGCCGACGUCAUUGCGUCCUACAAGCAGGCGGACAUGGGCUCCUGGCUCGCCAUGUUCCCCGAGGGCACGGCGCUGUACGACAAGACGCUGCAGAAGAGUCACGAGUUCGCCGAGAAGCAAGGCGAGGCGAGGUGGGACUACGUCCUGCAGCCGAGAGUCAAGGGCUUUGAGCUGUGCGUGGACAAACUGGACCCCGAGUACGUCGUGGAUCUCACGGUUGCCUAUCCGGAGCUCAUGGACGGAGUGAGACCGUCGCCGAUUCGCUUCGUGAGAGGCCAAUACCCGACGGAGGUGCACAUGCACGUGAAGCGGUAUCACCGGUCUGCGUUGGAGAAGCACAAAGAGCACAUGGACCAGUGGCUGAAGGACCGGUUCACCGAGAAGGAGGAGCGACUUCGGUGUUUCUACGAGACUGGCGCGUUUGAGGGCAAGCAGUGCACGCGCGGCUAUCAUGUGGGCGGUGUCGCUCUGUUGGCCUCGCAGCAGGCUCUCUUCUUCGUUGCUGAAAACCACCUCGGCUACGCGCGGGCGCGACGCCGCCUGCCGGUAAACCUGCGCGCCCUCGAGCUUACUCGUGCGCGCGUCAACAGCCACGAACGCUGCGAAGGCCAGCAUCAAGAUCAGGCCGCGCGCAGACACCAUAGUACUUGGUAG
This is a messenger RNA of Phytophthora sojae, 1269 nucleotides long. RefSeq lists its product as hypothetical. The transcript is spliced from 4 exons. The coding region runs from base 1 to 1269 and encodes 422 amino acids. Gene Ontology annotation, molecular function: acyltransferase activity. Gene Ontology annotation, cellular component: endomembrane system. The record is from RefSeq and is a predicted model, not a curated record. NCBI's taxonomy places the organism in Eukaryota, Oomycota, Peronosporomycetes, Peronosporales, Peronosporaceae.